Messenger RNA from Anopheles funestus (African malaria mosquito), 2160 nucleotides. RefSeq names its product zinc finger protein Xfin-like. The record is from RefSeq and is a predicted model, not a curated record. NCBI's taxonomy places the organism in Eukaryota, Metazoa, Arthropoda, Insecta, Diptera, Culicidae. The coding region runs from base 111 to 1709 and encodes 532 amino acids. The transcript has 2 exons.
AAAACAAACUGCCCAACACAGAGAAAAGAUCACAUUCAGCACUAGGAGCAAAAUAUUGAUCGAUUUUUCUGCAAUUUACAUUACUAGAAGCAACGCAGAGGAGUUCUGCAAUGGAGUCAGAAACAACAAACGAGGUAAAAAGGAAACUCCCAGCCUACUACUACCUGCAACCUUCCAAGAAUGGUGACGAGGAAGCGGAGGAGGAAUUGUACGAUUCCAACGGGACGCACAUUACGUCCGACUACUUGAACGAUGCUGUCGCCGAAUCCAUGUCCGACAAGUACACCAUCGUGCAGCAGGACACUUCCGGCACGCCACAGUACAGGUGCAAUGUGUGUGCUAAAAUUCUUCCCAACACUGGCCACUUAGUCGCGCACAUUGUAGUGCACACGGGUGAAAAUCCGUAUUUGUGUAGCCUUUGCCAACGUUCGUUUGCAAACUCAACUCGGCUUAAGCUGCAUCUGAAAACGCACUGCAUAAAGAAGUUGCACCCAGGACUGACGGUGACAAGAAUUACGAAAAACGUCCCAGUGUCAAGCUCCGUACCGAGCACCAGCAUGGUGGAAAAUGUUGAUCAAAGCUCGCCUAUCGUAAAACCAGCCACAUUUCGUUGCAUCGAGUGUGAGCAGACGCUGCCCAAGGACACGCUCUACCGCCACAUGAAGCAGCACCUGCAAGAGAAGAAUAUUUUCGCACAAAAACCACACGCAUGUAAUCAUUGUGGGGAGACUUUUGCUAAAGUUUCAACUUUACAGCUACACCAGGAAUCGUGCCCAGCGUCAUCUAUAAAGGUGACGUCGGAGGUGGAUCUGGUGCCGAUUAGCAAGCAAGAAUCGUGUCCUAGCUUUAAAAAACAAAUUGAAUCCAAUCCCAUCCUUUCGGGAUUGUUGAUGAAAGAAUCACCAGAACCUCCACUGUCUGUUACCACGAUCGAAGUAGAUCAGAAUGAUGAUACACCAGACAAUGUUGUACAGAAAUGUCUAAAAGAGGAAUUGCAAGACCAUGACGAAGGGGAUAUGGAUACGAAGCAACCACCUAAUGAGGAUGAUCCAUCGGAAGUAUCUGAAAAUAUGAUUAACAAUACUUCUGCAGAGGUUGGAUUCGUUAUCAGUUCCGUAGCUACCGUAGAUCAGCAAUUUCUCGAAAAUCUCGCACAAAUGGAACUGCAGGCACGAACACCAGAGCUGGAAGAAAUGCCCACGGACGAUUCAAACACGCUUGCUUCACCAGCCGCAACACAUCCUGGUUACAAUUCGGUCAAUUCGACAACCUGCGGUAUGUGCGGUAAAUCGUUUAGCGAAAAAUUUGGCCUCCGGCAGCAUAUGCGCAUCAUGCACUCUGACACGAAACCGUUCAAAUGUCCCGAAUGUAGGAAACGGUUCGCCAAAGAAAAUUCACUCUUGAUCCAUUUGCGCGUACACAUAAGCAAUCGACCCUUUAUGUGUAUCGUGUGCUAUAAAACGUUCACCCGCGCAACGGCACUGAAUGGCCAUCUGUCCUCCCAUUCGCACGAAGCUCUGAAGUGUUUCUCCUGCGAACAGACACUACCGAAUGUGCAGAAAUACGCGCACCACAUCGAGAUAUCCCAUCCUCAAUUCCCGGAAGUAUUGUACCGGAUACGGGCGGAGAAACCGGAACACGAACGGACGAAAUUGUUGCGGCAGCUAUUGCUUCAGCAUCGUCCCGCUGCAUCGACACACAAAACUUGACCACAAACGAUCAAGUGAGCAUGGCGUUAAUUACAAGUGCUGGGAAGGAUAAAGAUCAAGAACGAAACUGAUUGAAAAUACAUAAUUCAUUUAAGACCCACAGAAGAUCGGGUUGGAUCGUGCCGCGGUUCGGAUUUCAAUAAAAUAUGUCGCAAACCUCAAUGCACACUAGACCCAUAUUCGUUUUAAAAUCAGAUCGUAAGAGUCCAGUAUUUUGCCACAGUUGAUCACUCGUUUGUUGUACUUCAGAAGGAAGUUGAUCCUCAUUCAAAAUUAUGAUAAAUAUCUUAUCAAAAGCAAACGUUUUUUUUGCGCUGCGAGUUUUGUCGUAGAUUGAAAUGAUUAGAGCUUUUUUCAGUUUACAUCUUCAUUUAUUUUAUACUUAACAUAGAGUUCUAACGUUUAACCAAAAAAAAAAAUACAAGACGGGAUACGUUGAAAGCGUGACGGG